Molecule: messenger RNA, 8901 nt
Organism: Achroia grisella
Lineage: Eukaryota; Metazoa; Arthropoda; Insecta; Lepidoptera; Pyralidae
Gene: kmr
Exons: 23
Coding region: 360-6413 (2017 amino acids)
Source: RefSeq, a predicted model, not a curated record
CUUACGUUGUUUAUUGGCAGCGUUCGAAGAUACAAUAUUAGCUAGAAAUUAAUCGAUGACAUAAAAUUAAUCAAAUGGGAAAAACUUAAAUUAAAAUGUUAUCAAAAAUAUAAAUACUUAAAUUUUAAGAAAAUACAGCAUGUGUACAUGCUCGUUGUUGUAAAUAAUUGAUUCAUCUAGAAGACCGCAAAAGUUUUCGUGUUUGUUUCGUGAAGUGUUUUGUGAAGAUUCGACAACUCAAGUGUUAGAUGACAGUAGUCACUAAGUUAAAUGAAGCGAGAUUGUAUCUGAACCCGAAGAGGAUUUGAUGCCGUCAACGAAUAAGGUUAGAUCCUCCAGUUGCGCAGACACAAUUCCAAAUGGAGAACAAAAAGGCAGCCCCGGCAACACAGCAACCUCAAACCCAGCAACACAUCAUGGCUCAUCACGUACAUCCAGAUCAGAUUUACUCCCCUCAACAUUCACAGUUAUCUGCAAAUCUAACAUCGGCACAAACUGGACAAAUCCAACCGAAUGGCGUCAUGCACCAACUACUACAAAGCCAAUACCAUUCAAAUAUGAAUGCGCGGUCACCGCUCCUAGAAAACAGACGUGAAUUGUAUGGAACAGGACACAAUCAAGACUACACAAGGCACUAUGGAACGAAUGAUAAUUAUAAUUACCCUCAAUCUCCUCCAAGGCAAGAAAGAACGGAUAUGCACAUUGACCAUAAUGUCAAUCACGAAUUACUACAAAAUAUUCCUAAAGGAUAUAACGCGGAGGUCUAUCAGGAUUAUUUGAAACGUAACCCACCGAAAGAUGCUAAUCAAAUAUACCAAAAUCAUCAACCUAUGUAUAGGCCUAAUGUAAACCAAUACGGUUCAAAACCAUAUCUACCAUAUUCAAAUAGGAUAGGACCACAAAGUAAUACUGAGUUAUUACGUAGACAAUACAACGAAAUCCAACAAAUGAAAUUGCAGCAACAGCUACAUUACCAAAACCAGGCGCAAAUGCACCAACAACAAAAAUUUGCUGAGCGACAGCUAUUGCUCCAACAAAUUCACGGAGUACAUCCACCAGCUAAUUUGCAAAAUAGUAUAUAUUCAUCUGACAGCUUUUUUACAGAUUUAGAUCGAUACAGUAAAAACGAUUUUAAGGACUAUAGUAGUCCCGAUAUACAAAAAGAUAUAGAAAUGUAUACGAAAGCCAAUGAAAUGGAGAAACCGUUAAAUAGGCAGUACCAGGAGUCGCAAUGGCAAGCAAAUCAGCCUAGUGACUUUAGAGAAACUGAAAAAUAUAGAAGACAGUCAGAAGGAGAUAAAGGUAUAAUUCAAUCUCCACCCUCUGAUUAUAAUAAUCAAUACGAAAGAGGUAACGUGGGCGUGGUAUCACCAAUGAAAUCUAGUGAAUCAAGCAGCCCGAGCGUUAAGUCUCCAUCAUCUGAAAGCCGCAGAAGUAGUGGUGGAAAUCAAGCAUUAAAAUCUCCUAUAGCGCAAAGGAUUCCGUCUGCUCCUGUAACAAUUUCUGGCAUUUUGUACAAACAGGGUUCCGAUGGACUAAAAGUAUGGAGGAAGAGAUGGUUCGUGUUGUCGGAGUAUUGUUUGUUUUACUAUAAAAGUCAAGAUGAAGAAAAACUAUUAGGGUCGGUGCUUUUACCUUCCUAUAAAGUCUCUGCAUGUUCUCUCGAUGACAAAGUUAUGAGAAAAUUCUCAUUCAAGUUAGAACAUGCCAAUAUGAGAACAUAUGUUCUGGCUGCACCAGAUCAAGAGGCAAUGUUAAAGUGGGUGAAGGCGUUAACUAUGGCUGCAUUGAUGCAGAAUCCAAAUGAACAACCACAAAAGCAUAGUGAGAGGGCAGCUGCGAAAAUAGAGGACAGCGACGAAGUACCCGGACCAACGUAUGCUAACGCUCCACCAAAACCGAGACGUUCCAACGAAGGAUAUAACUCGCCCAGUCCUGAUAUGUAUGACCCAAAUUACGAUAUACUCAAAAAGCCAGCAUCACACUACAGUCAGAGCACUUGUCACAUUCGUUCUCAAGAUAACACAAAUUAUACAACUAGUCCAAAUCAGGAGAGCACAUACACCCGUAGUCCGCAGUCUCCACCUUCAGCACAGCAGCAACCUCAAUACCAGAUGAAACGUCCUUACGACACGCAACACCUUUCCUUACCUUUGACUAAUACUGUUACCGAUAGACUUGAAAACAACCUACCUAGCACAUCAUCUGCGUAUAGGUCUAAUCCUCAAUCGCCUUAUUUUAAUAAUAGGGAUAGGAGUCAACCGCAACCGCCCAUGAUUCAAGAAAAUGUACAAGGACAAAUAUAUGACACACAGCGUAAAAGCCAACGCAAUCCUUUCCUUCAAGAUAACUCACCGCAAAUAGAAAAUGAGUCAAAACAAAGUGAUGUUCAAAAUAAAAAUAACCGACUAGUGCCGGAUGCUAAUAGAUCCCAGUUAAAUUAUAAUGAAGCAUAUACCGAAACUCGUCCUAAUUUAAAACAAAGUGAUGAUACUAGUACUUACAGUAGAGAAGUUUAUGGUGAGCUGAAUGCGAGACAAAACAGAACGCCUGGGAUAAAUGAGCGAUUACUAAAUGAAAGACGAACACCAGAUGCUUACGGUCGAUCGACAUCUAUGGGUUCCUACAAUAGAGGAAAGGUUGGAGAUUAUGAAGAUGUAUAUGGAAUGUAUGCUACCGAAAAUGAAUAUGGCAAAACAUAUACUAAAUCACCACCCAGCGUUAUUCAGCAAAAUGUAAGCGGUGCAUAUAAUAUCAAGCAAUCUCAAGAAAUAACUGGAAAUGUUCAGGAGAAGAUAUUUAGUGGACCAUCAGUUUUGAGAAGGAAAAAGAUGCAAUCUUCUGGAAUUCAACCACCAAUGCCCAGACCCCAUAGCGCAGAUUUUCUUGAAUAUGAAUCUAAAAAUGAAAUGCUUAACAAAACAAUGCCAACACGUUCAAUUUAUGAGCAGGCCAAACAACCUCAAAGACCUAAAUCCAGUCUCGAUAUAAAUUCGUAUUAUGAUCCUAGUUCAGAUAGAUACUAUUCUGAAGAAAGCUAUGCUGAAAAAAUGCGACAAUCCGCUCAGUACUUGCAAGCAAGUAAACAGCAAGGUUUGGGGUCGCGUAAUAUACAAAUACCUUUGGCAAAAUAUGCCAGUGGUUUGGCUGAAAAACAAUUAAAUUCACCAUAUUCUCAAAUUACUAAUAAUAACUACGAAACUGAGUUUGGAGCAAAUAAAAUAGUUCGAGAUAAUGUAAGUUAUAAUUCUAAACAUAGCGAUCUAGAAGGAUUGAAUUCUAACUGGACUUUAAAAGAAAAGGGUAUUGAGAAUCAAAAAGAAUACGUAAACAGAAGUGGAAGUGUUAUGAGUGAUGGCUCUAACGUUAGUGCGUAUACUAAAGACAUGAAUAAAUUUGAUGCAUCUUCUGAAGGGUUUAUUCGAUCAGCGAGUGCAAGAUUGCCAUCAACCACCACAGAAAAGGAAGGCGAUAAGAAAAUCCAACAGCGCGAAGAAUCUAUGAAGCGUUUGUUAGAGUGGAAACAGAGGAUGCUCCAAUCUCCUUUAACAAGAAAAAGUACACCAGCCACUAUAUCUCUUGCCAGGUCUUUGAAUCAAAGUCGUCAGUCUUUGAGAUCAGACCAAUUUAAAUCCAAGAAUUACACAAAUGCUUCGUAUAACAGCUACUCUUCUGAUGAUGAAGCUUCUAUGACAAUGUCAGGCACAAAUAUAAAUUUAAAUUUAGAAAAUAAUACUACGAAUCAACAAGCAUUGUCAAAGAAAGGUUUUCUCGGAAGUAAUACGUCAAUUGGAAGAAAUAAUCGAGAUGCUAAUAUACCAGUACGUGCAGUUAGUCCUAGAGUGAGAUGGGUAGAAGAUAAAUUACCCAAUGACCAUUUCGGCUCGCAACAGAUAUCAGCUUCCCACCAGAAUUUACAUACACUGACAUCUACAGAAGAUUCGUGGGCGAACGCUCGAUCGCCUUCACGAGUAUCUCAGCAACCUAUUCGAGCUGUUAGCCCGAGGGUUCGAAGGAAUACUGAACCAGAUGCUUUGCAAAGGGAAACUCAACGACCAGGUCAUGGCGAACGAUUGAGUGAUGUUCCUACUGCUGGGGAGCUUCUAGGUAGAACUCACGAAGAACUUGUAUUGCUCCUUAUACAGUUGAGACGACGGCAUGCUGCAACUCAUCGAGCCAUAGAGAAUUGCUGCUCACAAAUUAAUAGUAUAGAGGACUGUCUCGGUUCCUUAAAAGCUUUGGAACGUGAAGAAAGUCUACAACGUUUGGAGCAGUUAAAGGUGCAGUUGAUGGAAUUAGAACAUCAGUAUGAAAAAAGCAAGCCAUUAGUGCAAUUGGUUGACAAUAUGGUAAAGUUGGGUUCAUUAUACAACAGGCCAGGAUCCACUGUAGAGCGUCUAGAAAGAAAUCAGAGAUUGAGACAAAAAGUACUCGCUGAACAUGCCUUCGAACAACAGAGGUGGCUUGAAAGUGCAGCGGCCGGAAAGCCUUUAGAAACUGAAGCAGCUCGAGCUAGAGUAGCAGAAUUGUGGGCGUUGGAGCAGGAAUUAGCAGACGAGGCCGCAAUACUACAGGGGCUCAAGACCGAUAAGGAUGCUAUUGAGUCCCUACUUACUGGUGUACGUGGCAAGUUAGACAGUGUUCCCAGGAGUGAAUUGUCUCGCAAUGGAAUGGGUGUCAGUGGUCUAGGAGGCGCGAUCGGUGUUGGUGGUGACGGGCCAACAGUCCCACAGAGCUUUCCAACUGGCUCGGCGCUCGAGGCGGAACUAACACGAGUGCACGCCAUGUUGGCGCACAAUUCUAAGGUUUAUAAGAAACUAGAGCAAACGGUAGCUGAUAACGCUCGUCUGGAGCGUGAGCUUCAACAGCUGCGGCGGGCGUUGCAGGCUCGGCGCGCUGCUGCACCAGCCCAUCCCACUGCUGUACUCGAAGAUGAAGUGUCACGUGUGCAACAACUAGUGUCAGCCUUACAAAGACAACGACAGGAACUGAGCCGAGCUGUACGGCAUCUAACACAGCAGUCGCAGGCUCUGCAGACCACGCACCACUUUAUACCCGGUAAACGUCGACCAAUUUCGUCUUGGCAAGAGACCAAUUUAGAUACGGGACAUACCAUUGAUCAUGGUCAGGCGGAUUAUGACUAUGAUAUGUCGAGAGAACUGUUACCUCCGGGGCAUUAUGAACAGGCCAAUAUGGAUACACCAUUGUACGUUGAUACUCGAACAUCUGCAGCUGAUAUCACAUCACCGUUAACUAGUGAGGAAAUGCAACAAAGUGGAUUUGGUAAUCUCUCUAAUGUUGAGAAACAGGAAAUUAAAACUGUCCGAAUAGUAAAAAGGGAAAGCGAAAGACGUCAGAGAGAUAGAGAACGAUCACUCCAACCAAUGACCGAUUGGCCAUCUAACAACAUUUCAACAAACCUCGAUCAGUUCAUAGAGGAAGAAUUAGUCCAAUCAUUGAAUUAUACAAGGGCAUCAUCUGUACCUCGAACGGAUUUUAGCAAAUUCGAAGAGUAUUACUCAAAACCACAGCCAACACAGACCAAUUAUCUACAAGUAAAUGAUAAAAAUAUGGACUUAAGUCCAAAAUAUCCAUCAAGUUCUUCAUUAUCAAAUUAUGACUAUUCUAGAGACAUAUCAUCUUUAAGUAGCAGUUACCAUAAAAAUUAUGAUAAGUCUGGAUACGACCGCACUACGUCACUUUCAACACAGUAUUUAAAUAGUCCGACAGAUAGUUCUCGAACGUUGACAAAUGAUCCAUUAUCGAAAACUAGCAGCAUUGUCAGUUUGACCAGAUCCCAUAUGGAGCUGUCUCCAAUUUUCAAGAGUGAAGCAGCGAAACAGAUUAUUACUGAGAUGUCAGGGGAACCCAAAAACGGAUCAUUACAUAGGAGGCAAGUUCCAAAGGAGAAAAGAAGGCAUAAUACGGCGCCACAUCAUUUGAGUGCAAAAACUUUAAACGAGAUGCCCAAGGAUGGAUAUAAUCAAGACAAGCUGGGUAGAUCCUUGGAUGACGCGGACAUGGAGAGAGCUCUGCGCGGCGUGCGUGCGGCUCCCGCGCCGGACGUGGUACGCUCGGCGCUGCCGGCGCAGACGCACCGGCUGGCAGACAACACUAUCGACCAGUUACUCGCCGCGCCGCAGAAAAUACUAAUACCAGAACGAUACAUACCGGAAAAGCCACCAGAGCUUUCACCUGAAGAGCAACAGAAACGUCUAGAAAAAGUGGAAUCAAUAAAAAAAAUGCUUACUAGUUCAUCUGCAGACAAUAAUAAGAGCCCGGACACUGAAGAGAAGCGGCAGCGAGAACACUUACUGCAGAUGAACCAGAUUCUUGCCAAGCAGGUCACCGAGAUGAGCAAAAUCAUAGCUGGAACCAACACUGACCAAGGGCCGUCCAGCGUAAACAAUUGAUUUCAUAUACCACAGUUAUAUUUCAUAUACUACGUCUAAAGCACAAAUUCACAACCUCAACCACUAAUACUUCACCUAUUGACAUCCUUAGCAACAUUUUAACUUACAAUCAGACUGUUCCACAUCUUAAAGUCAGUAAUCGCUAAAAUGGGUGGCCCUUAGAAGAUUAGCUGUCCAGUAUGUUGCAGCAUGGUUUCGUUUUAUUGCAUUUUGUUUGAAAGCGUUGGAAGAGCUGCCACUACAUGACAAAAACGACGAAAUGGACGAUCGAUCGCCUGAUGUCGAGCUGCCUAUAUAUCAACAAAGAGAUAAUUUCUUUACCUAAAAUAUGAAGAGAUCCAAAUUUAAUCGAUAUUACAAUUAACCUGUUUUUGACCUAGACCUUCUUUGGAGAUAUUAUGAGGAUAUUAAGGGCAUGACAACUAUUAUAUAUAACAGUAGAUAAAUAUAUACCUACAAUUUAUAUCAAUUAUUAUUAUAUUGUUAUUUGUCUACUCAUCUGGUGGCUUACUGAUCUAGUUAUAUGACAAUUAAAAUAUCAAACAUCUUACUGCGAACUCUUUAAUGGUAAAUCGUUAACCUAAUUUAAGAAGACAAUGUAAUCAAAUUAUGUGGGCUUUAAUAAAUUUUAAGCUAUUAAAGUAGAAUGUUCAAUUAUUAGUAGAUAUAACGAGUCUUCGAGUGUACUAAACUAUUUUGAAUUUUAUAGUUAUCUUAUUGUAGAUAAAGGUGUAGGAGAUCUGUACUCGAAUUAUUAUAAGUGCCAUCGCUGUAAAAUCUGAACAAACCAAAACUGAUUGAAAUAUUGCUGCCAGAACUACUUCCGAUUAGACGAACCCGAAUAAACUAAUGAAAAUUUGAAUUGCAUUGGGCAUAGGAUAUUCACAUCAAGCUCCUAAUUAUGGAACCUGUAAGAACUUUCUAUCGAAUAAUAUUAUAUACUCGAAACAAACUUAAUAUAUUGUCAAGCUAACGGAUCACACUUACUUUACAUUUGCAUUAAAAUGUAAAUAUAAUCGUUUAAAAAUGAUUAAAAUAUAUUUGAGAAUUUGCGAUUGUAUUUAAUAUUUCUAAAAGUUUGGUUUGCUCGGAUUUUCUGUAGUUAUAUAGAUGCCGGCAAAUAACUUCAAAACUUUUCAGUAUCACGAGUUACUUUAUAAUUUUUUUAAACACAAUUCCAUUACCGUAUAGGUCAAGGGGUACUGAAAUAAUUUUUAAGGUAUUUGGCGACAAUUACAUAUACUGCAAUUAUUACAUGUAAAGUAAUUAGGCAUAGUUCCUGUUUCUGAUUAGUUACAUUUGAAAAAAGAACGAAAUUAAGUGAUGGAAAGAAUUUUCUAGAACAGAUGACUACUAAUGAAAUGAGAUGAGACUAAAUGCUUAGGAUAAAUUAUUAUUAUCAGUAAAUAUUAUAUCAGGCUUUACAAUUUUCAUGUAAGAGAUAAGAAGAUCAACUGAAUCCAUUUUUUUUAUUGUGUUUAUAGUACAAACUACCCACGAAUAUAAUUAAUUAUAUUUAUUCAUUAAAUAUGAACUUAUUAUUUUAUAGUAAAACAAAUAUGAAUUAAUUUAUAGUUUCUUUAACAAAUCUUAGUUCCACUUUUUUUCCUAAUCUAUAAAUAUGUUCAAUUUUUUGUGACUGAUAUCUUAAUCACUGUUAAAGUGUUAAUUUUCAUAUUUUUUUUUAUUUUGUCGUAAUUACACUGACAUUAUAAAGAGCGUUUAUUACAUUGUAAUAUUUCAGAGGUUACAUAAACUUUCAAUAAUUACACGAGUGUCUUUGUUUGGAAUGUGAUUUGCUUGGCACAUAUCCAGAUUAAUGUCAUAUCUGCUAACACGAGUGAUGUAAGUACUGCUUAGAGUGUAUCUCGUAGUAAUUGGAUAUAUUUUUUUUUAAUAUUUGCUCAAUUUUGACAACAUUCCUUCUGUAGUUGCUUUACAUUUCAUAGAAGUAUAUUGUAAAGUGUAUUACUUGAUAUUAUACAAUAUAUAAAGUUGUUUUAGGCCUGUUUUAUACGUAAAAAUAUACUUUCUUUCGCGUAAAUAACUUAAAGUCUUCUGUGUAAAGGGCCUUGAAUUGUUAUUGUAGAAUUAAGAUACCUUAUAGUGAAUUGUAUUUAGAGAAUAUUUAAGACGAUGCCAUGUUAUUCAAUUAUGUCUUAAAAACUAAUCCAUCACUAGCAAAAGCACAUUAUUAUAGGAAAAUAUUACAAAGUUAGUUAUAGAUAACGAAAACAAAUGCGUUUUAGUAUUAUUUCGUUUUUUGUUUCAUGUAUUUUAGUGUAUAUAUAAUUAUUAUAAUAUUUUAUCAUUUCAAUAAAUUUUCUUUUAUUAAAUCCCGCUUAGUUUUUUUUAUUUAUAUUUUGUUUUUAUGUCAUUAUUUGUAAACAUUUGUGUUAAUUAUAAAAUUACUCUAAAUAUAAGAAACUUAUGUAAACUUAAAUUACCCUGCUCUAUUUCAUCGAUUCCAAUAAGAUUAUUAAAAAAA